Manis pentadactyla (Chinese pangolin) is the source of this 1456-nucleotide messenger RNA. RefSeq names its product Fas associated via death domain (gene FADD). Gene Ontology annotation, biological process: regulation of apoptotic process; signal transduction. Bases 244 to 831 code for a protein of 195 amino acids. Gene Ontology annotation, molecular function: protein binding. The record is from RefSeq and is a predicted model, not a curated record. NCBI's taxonomy places the organism in Eukaryota, Metazoa, Chordata, Mammalia, Pholidota, Manidae. The transcript has 2 exons.
AACAGAUGCAUUUAUUAUCGGCACACUCCUGGGGAAACGCAAGCCCACCCUCCCAGCCAGAGCCCGGGGCAGGUACCCCCCGCGGCCCAGGUCUGCACCCGCCGCUGGAGGAACCGCACGGCGCAGGCGCAGAGGCAGAAAAGUCCUCUCGGGCUCGUGGCGCAUGCGCAGGCCCCGGAACUCUCGCGACACGUCGGGCGAGCGGACGCGGAGGCGACUUCCGGGGGCGCCCCGGCCGCCGCCAUGGACCCGUUCUUGGUCCUGCUGCACUCGGUGUCGGCCGGCCUGUCGAGCAACGAAGUCACGGAGCUCAAGUUCCUGUGCCAGGGCCGCGUUGGCAAGAGGAAGAUGGAGGGCGUGCAGAGCGGCCUCGACCUCUUCUCCGUGCUGCUCGAGCAGAACGAGCUGGGGCCCGAGUGCACCGUUCUGCUGCGCGACCUGCUCGCCUCCCUGCGGCGCCAGGACCUGCUGCGGCGGCUGGACGACUUCGAGGCGGGCGCGGCGCACGGGGCCGCGCCGCGGGAGCGAGAUCUGCGUGCAGCUUUUGACAUCAUAUGUGAUAACGUGGGGAAGGACUGGAGAAGACUGGCUCGCCAGCUGAAAGUGUCCGAUGCCAAGAUCGAUGCCAUCGAGGAGAAAUACCCCCGCAACCUGACGGAGCAGGUGAGGGAGUCUCUGAGAGUCUGGAAGAACACUGGGAAGGAGGACGCCGCCGUGUCCCACCUGGUGGCGGCGCUCAGGGCCUGCCGGCUGAAUCUAGUGGCAGACCUCAUCGAGGAGGACCAGCAGGCCCGGGACCUCCAGAACCAGGACCUGGCGCCAUGUCCCUGAUGUGGGGCUCAGGCGCACCUGCCUUGGGAUAACGAGCUGCUCCUCGGGGGGCCAAGGAUUCUGAGGGGCCCAGCGCCCACUGACCACUUACUCCAUGCCAGGCAGGGCUUUGGACGCUGUUCACAUCCUUCACUGACUCCUCGUGAUCCCAUGAGGGAGACUCCUGAAGGGUUUGGAACCAUGCCCAGCACUUGAAGGGCUGUAAAAAUCACCGGUUGUUACCUUUAUCGCUGGCAGGUGAGGGAAUGAGCGCAGAGGGACGGAGCUGGAGGAAGGUCAGCCACGGGGAGCUGGGGUGGGACCAGCAGUCUGGCUGCAGGAUCCACAGCGGCUCUGCUGCCCCCACACUCGGCUGGUGGCUUUGAGGCCAUGCGUGUAGACACGGCCUCGGGCAGGGGGCGUGGGAACUAGAAGGGCGGAGACCCAGGUGUCCGGAGACUCGGUGUGCGCAGGCGCCAACCCCACUGGCACACCAGCCGUGCUCUACGAGUGUUAGUUCUUGCAAGUGUUGGGAUUCCUGUGAUUUCACAGAUUGUUACUAUUUUGUAUCAAAAUCACUCUUCCUGAUAACAGAUUUGUUGAGGAAGCUGGAUCCUGUAAUUAUAAGAAGUAAUCUCUGCUUCUA